Saprolegnia diclina VS20 is the source of this 993-nucleotide messenger RNA. RefSeq lists its product as hypothetical. NCBI's taxonomy places the organism in Eukaryota, Oomycota, Saprolegniomycetes, Saprolegniales, Saprolegniaceae. The transcript has 5 exons. The record is from RefSeq and is a predicted model, not a curated record. Gene Ontology annotation, biological process: late endosome to vacuole transport via multivesicular body sorting pathway. Bases 1 to 993 code for a protein of 330 amino acids. Gene Ontology annotation, cellular component: multivesicular body.
AUGGCGAGCAAGAUCCCCGCAACGUUCAAGGCCAUCACGCCCUUCAUUCGGCGCGCCGAGGAGCUCGACCGCGACCGGACGCGGCCCGAGAGCAAGAUGGUUGCGUACUACUGCCGGCAGUACGCCAUGGAGCUUGGCAUCAAGCUGCGCGAGAACGACGCGUCGGACGAAGCGACGACGUACCUGCUCUCGCUCAUGGAGAGCCUCGAGUCGGAGAAGGCGGCGCUGCCCGCGCACUCGCAGGAGGAAGGGCGCAUCAUCUGCGAGAACUUUGCCUUUGACAUCUUCAUGCGCGCGGACGAAGAAGACCGCGCCGGCAGCGCCAACAAGAACACGGCGCGGACGUUCUACGCUGCGGGUAGCUUCUUCGACAUCCUCAAGCAGUUCGGUACGCCCAGCGAAGACAUCAUCGAGAAGACCAAGUACAGCAAGUACAAGGCUGCGGAUAUUCUCAAGGCCAUCAAGGAAGGGCGUGCGCCGACGCCCGGGGCUCCCAGCGAGCAGAUGGCCGACAACACGGAAAGCGAAGCGCCGGCCCCGUUUACCCCGGCAGCAUACGUUCCUGAGGUGCCCCCGAGCAUGCCCAUGGCCCCACCUCCGAGCGUGAGCAUGGCUCCUCCGCCGCCGUCCGCGCCAUCUGUCCCGGACUUUCCCAACAUGGCAUCGUACUCGUACACACCUGAAGUGCACGCACCGCCGAUGCCCGCCGCGGCUCCUGCCUACCAGCCCCCGCCAGCGCCGCCGCGUCAGAACACGCCUCCGCCCCCGGUGUAUACGCCUCCGCCGGUGUACAAUGCGCCAGCGAUAAACCUCCCGGAGGCUCCGACGGCGCCGGUGGUGCGUCCGAGUGGGCCGCGCCGCGCGGGCGGGUGGUCCCAUAACGAAAUCAACGACGCGAUGGAGUGUUCCAAGUUUGCGACGGCGGCGCUCAAGAUCAAGGACGUCGAGCUCGCGAUCCAGCGCCUCGAGCAGGCGCUGCAGUGCUUGCGCUAA